Molecule: messenger RNA, 2967 nt
Organism: Mycena indigotica
Lineage: Eukaryota; Fungi; Basidiomycota; Agaricomycetes; Agaricales; Mycenaceae
Exons: 13
Coding region: 1-2733 (910 amino acids)
Source: RefSeq, a predicted model, not a curated record
AUGUCUCGUAUACCCUUACCUGUAUCGCAUCCCCCGCCACGUGCAUUUUCUCCCGUUCCUGAUCAGCAACCCUCUCGUUCAAUGUCUACUCUCUCCAACUCUCUGUCUUUUCCGUCCCCAGUCUCGGAAACGCGCAAGAAGCAAUCCAAGAGAGACGAAGCCAUCCGCAAAAAAAUUGAGUCUGAGCUCUCCCGAAAACGGACGAUUUCGACAACAAACAGCAUGCGGAGCGGCAAACGGGGCAGAAUUACGGCUGCAAAAGGAACGGUGGCAGCCCUUAGGCCUAGCCCAGCCCUUACGGUGCCGGAAAACAUUACCGUGUCAGAAGCCAGUCAGCUAUGUGCUGCCAAACGCACUGACUGUGUCUUGGUGGUCGACGACGAGGAGGGACUGAGUGGAAUUUUCACUGCCAAGGACAUGGCUUAUCGGGUCAGUGCUGAAGGACUGGAUCCACAUACUACACAAGUACACCAAAUCAUGACCAGAAACCCAAUGGUCACCCGGGACUCGACAAGCGCAACAGAAGCGCUCCAAUUGAUGGUGUCGAAACACUUUAGGCAUCUGCCUGUGUGCAACGAAGAAGGGAAUGUUGUCGGCUUGUUGGAUAUCACGAAGGUCUUCCAUGAAGCGUUGGCCAAAGUGGAGAGGAGUUCGGCUGCGUCCGAGCAAUUAUUUGCGGCCAUGGCCGGGGUCCAAUCUGAGCUUGGCGCCGCUGGAGGCAAUCCCCAAGCGACAGCCAUGCUUGCUUGGGCUGAACGUUUGCGCGAAAAGACUGCUCUUCCAGACCUUACUACUGUCAUGGAUGUUCGUUCCCAUCCGGCAACCGUCGGGCCCAAGACGACAGUAAGGGAAGCGGCACGUUUGAUGAAAGAGCGACGCACUACUGCGGUUUGUGUUAUGGAGAACCUGACCGCCCCCAAUGGUGGUCCACCGACAGAAAAGAUUGCGGGAAUUUUUACCAGCAAAGACGUGGUUCUUCGCGUUAUUGCUGCUGGUCUCGAUGCUGGAAGAUGCAGUGUUGUGCGAGUUAUGACUCCCCAUCCUGACACCGCGCCGCCUUCCAUGACCAUUCACGACGCACUCAAGAAAAUGCAUAAUGGGCAUUACCUCAAUCUCCCCGUCGUCGAAGAUGAUGGCCAUUUGCUUGCUAUUAUUGAUGUUUUAACGCUUACAUAUGCCACCUUGGAACAGAUGAACGCCAUGACUUCGGGAGACGCUACUUCCAGUGGUGAAGGAGAAGGCGGUCCAAUGUGGGGACGAUUCUUCGAUUCUAUUGGCCACGAUGAUAACGACUCGUACCUUUCUGGCUCUCGUGCGACUCCAGAAAUUCAUUCAAUCGCUUCAUUACAACACCUGCACCCCCCUCAAUCUCCUCACUCAGAGGUUCACCCCAACGACUCUGCUUCAGUUGUCGACGAUGAACCCUCGGCUGUAGGUGGCCGUCAUCCGACUGGUGCUCCCUCAAUCACAGGAUUCCCACCCAUCGAUGAUGGGACUUAUGUCUUCAAAUUUCGGACUCCCAGUGGACGUACACAUCGUUUCCAAGCCCGCCAUGACAAUGUCGAGCAUUUACGCGAAAUUGUUGCUGGCAAGCUUGCGACUGACCCCUUUUUCACCGACUUCAAAUCAACUUCGGAUCCUACUGUUAUUCCUGACCCCAUCGACUUCCAUCUCUCUUAUACCGACGCAGAUGGAGACAGCGUUUUCAUCACUGCUGACCACGAUGUCAUUGACGCAGUCAAGAUUGCCAGGAACUCUGGGGCUGAUCGCGUUGUUCUAGUAAUUCAUGGCGGAAAAGGAUGGGGAGCCGGCGAAAAGGAGACUGUUAUUGAACCAGAGACUCCACCGCCUGUCGUCGAAGCGGAGACAGUCCAGAAUACUCUCCUGGAAAGCAAAGCAGUUCCAAAUCAACAAAUCCCAGACGACAUCAUGGGAAUUCCAAAGGACCUGUUAUUGCCUGCCAGUAUCGUUACCCUCGCCGUCGCUAUCAUCGGAGUGUUCGCAAUAUUGCCCUCCAGUCUCACCAAGAAGUCUCCCGGAGCCUUUCUACAUGUCCAGUGUGCAACACAAAGUGUAGUGCAGGUGCCGUCCUUGAUUACCAACCAAGGGACCCACUUGACGAUUGCCACCAGUCCACGUGCCCCCGCCUUCAACUACACAAGCGCUACCUUCGCGUCCAUCGACGCCUCUGCCAAAUGGUUCAGCAAGCACAGGCACCAGCACUCCCACCAAAGAUGGGAAUACAUACCUCGAAUGUCUUGUCUGUUCCCGCCAAGUUCGUGCGAUCUCAACCCAGUCAGCUAUGUUCCAAACCGAGUACAGGUCGCGUCAAGUCGCUAUGCUUCCCACCUCAGCUCCUGCCUCGGUCUCGGCACAACUCGUAGAGCCGCCGCGAGAGGGAGCACGAUGAAAUCCAAGCCAUCUUCCGAUGCGGGAGGUCGCUCAACAUCUCCUGAAGAUGAUGUUUCCGACGAUGGGAAAAGCAAAGGCAAAUCCAAAACGAAACCUCUCGCAGAUGGAGACUUCAACCUCAAGCGGAAACGGGAUUCAACACAAUCGACCCCAAACAAGAAACAGAAGAAUAGCAGUGUUACUGGCUCACCGGCACUGAGCAAUGUAGGCAUUGACCUCUCCAUCGAAAGUGCCUUCAAAGCUCCGCGACUCUUCAAUCGCUUCCCUCGUGGCUGGCUCGCAGACACCAUCCUCUCGGGGUUUUUCUUCACCACCACCUGACAGUCCCGGAGCUUCCUCUUCCUAUUCCGCUCUCAGUGCCAACGGUAGUCCAAUCAAAAACGGACGGCGUGACAUUCUCCCAGCCAAACAACCAUCUCCGCCACGACAAGUGGUUAACGAUUAUAUGCUUGGUAGGCUUCUUGGUCUCUACAAGCUCCUUUCUCUGAUGCGUUGGUGGUCGUCGCAGAUGACAGCGGAGACGAAACAGGAUCGUCAACGGACACAGACAGUUGA